AUGACCACUCUGGAGGGCUGCCACUGUCGGGGCGACGGGGGGCAAAACUAUAACAACAGCAUCCUGUACAACAUACUGAAGAACGACAGCCUCGCGACCACGGAGGAACCAACAUCACAACCACAACACCGCAAACAGCACCAAGCGAUCAAGGUCCCCUCCUGUGCCUCCCUCUCCUCCUCAUGUUCAUCUGCUUCUUCCUCUUCUUCGAGGCUUGAGCUCAGGCAGCAACAGGCUUGCUCUUGCGGCUCCUCGCCGCGACGGGGGUCUCUCCGGUCCCCGCAGGUGACCUGCAAAGCCGCAUCGGCAGUCCUCGUGAAGACUCUGCGAUUUGUAAAGAACGUGCAGUGUUUCCGCGAGCUGCCCGAGGAUGACCAGCUGCUGCUCGUUCGGAACGGCUGGGCGCCGCUGCUCGUGCUGGGCCUCGCGCAGGACCGGGUGGACUUCGAGACCAUGGAGACCGCGGAACCUAGCAUGUUGCAGCGGAUCCUGACCAGUGGCUGUGUCAGCCAAGGCGGCUUAAUGGACAGAGAGGUUGAGCGGGAGCAGAGCGCGGGAACACCGGGGGUCUCUCUCGCGGAUAUCCAGGGCAUCAAAGCGUUCCUGAAAAAGUGUUGGGGUUUGGACAUCAGUACCAAGGAAUAUGCCUACCUCAAAGGAGCCGUGCUCUUCAACUCAGGUGGGCUGGGUGCUUUAAUACGCAGCUUAUUUACUCACUAAUCAUUGUCUCAAUGUGUCCUUGAUGGAGUGCAUGUAAUGGUAUAGCCCAAUUAGCCUACAUUUCCCAUCUGCAAUUUAAUACAUUACUCUGUCUCUAGUUCUAAAAGUUUGGAAAGCAGUUACAUAUUUGUAUAUUAUACAGAAAACAAACAAAGCUGAUUUCAUAUGUGGGUAAUUUCGUGCAUAAUGACACAUUUGGUCGUUCCACCAAUUAAGCCUAUAGCUGCCUUUUGAGUAUAGUACCUUGGUGAAAAAAAACGAAUCACCUAAUUUUUACAUACUGCCAUAAAGAGCACAUAUUCAACUGAAUAAAAUACAUGUUUUUCCAUCUCAAGAGCAAAAAAAAAUACGAUAGUAAGUGCCAAUGAAGUGCCAAUUGAAGUAACAGGGUUGACCAUAACAGUGUUCAUCUUAAAUCAGCCAUAUAUCUUCUUGUGACAGGGGGAAUGGAAGCUUGUUGUGUGCAACAGGGAGGGGCAAUUGAAUGCAAGCUUCACAAAACAACAUUUAUUUGUUAAAACAUGUUUAGCCUGUCUACAGUAUCUAUGGGUAACAGGGUUGAAGUUUUAUGUUUGACCCACUUAGUUUUCCACGACAAAACACAAUAAAAUGGCCAAAAAUAGUAUAAAUAAUCUUCAGAAAUGACUUUGUCAAAGUAACAAAAAUACUUUGACAAAGUAUGUUGUGGUUAAGUGGGUUAAAAUCUUCCUGGAUGUCACAGAGGAUGCACAAAGGGACGUCAAAAUGCAGAAUUUUGGCACUUGAUUAUAUUAAAAAACUGAUUUAUUUAAUUUUCCAUGUGGUCUAUAUUAAAGGGCACUUCAUUUAAUAUAACAGUCUUUUUAAAUUAUAUAUUUGUGCACCAUUUCUACUUUAAAUAUGAAAGGCACUCAAGGUCUAUAUAUAUAUUUAUAAUCUAGUUAUACCAAAACAUACACUGAGUGUACAAAACAUUAGGAACCCCUUUUGCCAUCAGAACAGCCUCAAUUAAUCGGGGCAUGGACUCUACAAGGUGUCGAAAGCGUUCCACAGGGAUGCUGGCCCAUGUUGACUCCAAUGCAUCCCACAGUUUUGUCAAGUUGGCUGGAUGUUCUUAGGGUGGUGGACCAUUCUUGAUACACACGGGAAACUGUUGAGCUGGAAAAACCCAGCAGCAUUGCAGUUCUUAACAGACUCAAACCGGCGUGCCUUGCCCCUACUACCAUACCCUGUUCAAAGGCACUUAAAUAUUUUGUCUUGCCCAUUCACCCUCUGAAUGGCACACAUACACAAUCCAUGUCUCAAUUGUCUCAGGGCUUAAAAAUCCUUCUUUAACCUGUCUCCUCCCCUUCAUCUACACUGAUUGAAGUGGAUUUAACAAGUGACAUCAAUAAGGGAUGAUCGUUUUCACCUGCAUUCACCUGGUCAGUCUAUGUCAUGGAAAGAGCAGGUGUUUUUAAUGUUUUGUACACUCAGUGUACAAUCACCCUUAUUAGCCUAUUCAUUCCCUGAAUCUACUUCUAAGGAAGGAGGUAGCAGUUUAUGGUAUUGUUUUAGGGUUGAAGAGAUUUGCAUCCUUCAAUAUCUGGAGACUUCAGAAACCUUGCCAGAGGGCGUUGUGAAAUAUUUGUGAAUGAUUUGGGAGAUCAAGACGUUCUCAUUUUUCAACAGAUGAGACACCUGGUUACCAUGGUGACCCGGGUUCCCUGAACUUCAACCCAAACAGCUUAUGUAAUUGUCAAAAGUUUCUAUAUGAUGAGUGGCGCAGUGGUCUAAGGCACUGCAUCGCAGUGCUAGCUGUGCCACUUGAGAUCCUGGUUUGUAGCCGGCCGUGACCGGGAGACCCAUGGGGCGGCGCACAAUUGGCCCAGUGUCGUCCAGGUAGGGGAGGGAAUGGCCGGCAGGGAUGUAGCUCAGUUGGUAGAGCAUGGCAUUUGCAAUGCCAGGGUUGUGGGUUCGAUUCCCACAGGGGGCCAGUAUGAUAUUUAUAAAAAUAAAAUAAUGUAUGCACUAAAUGUAAGUCGCUCUGGAUAAGAGCGUCUGCUAAAUGACUAAAAUGUAAAUUUAAUGAUUCUCCUCCCCUACUAUCUCCUCUCCACCUCUCCCCAGAUCUCCCAGGUCUGUGCUACGUCAACUACAUCCAGUCACUGCGGCGCGAGGCCCACCAGGCGCUCAACGAGCAUGUGAAGCUGAUCCACCGGGACGACACCACGCGCUUCGCCAAACUGCUCAUCGCCCUGGCCAUGCUGAUGGCCAUCAGCCCCCCGGUGGUGGCACAGCUCUUCUUCAAGCCCAUCAUUGGAGCCGUCAACAUGGAGGAGGUCCUGCUGGAGAUGUUCUAUGGGAAGUAGAGGCUUUCUAUGGUCCUGUCCAGAAACAACCCCUAGAUAUAGCCCCCAAAUCCUAGGCACUUCUCCUAGUCCUUACUCCCUAGGCAAUUUCACCUAUCUCCUACCCACUAGAAACUUCACCUUGCCCUAGACCCUUCCCCCCAUUUCCCCUAGCCCCUAGCUCCUAUUGGAUAAUAAUAAGCAAAAAACUAAGCCCUCUGGUAGGCUAUAAAGGAACAAUAUGAUAGCUCCACCUUGCCCUCCGGUAGGCUAUAAAGGAACAAUAUGAUAGCUCCACCUUGCCCUCCGGUAGGCUAUAAAGGAACAAUAUAAUAGCUCCACCUUGCCCUCCGGUAGGCUAUAAAGGAACAAUAUGAUAGCUCCACCUUGCCCUCCGGUAGGCUAUAAAGGAACAAUAUGAUAGCUCCACCUUGCCCUCCGGUAGGCUAUAAAAGGAACAAUAUGAUAGCUCCACCUUGCCCUCCGGUAGGCUAUAAAGGAACAAUAUGAUAGCUCCACCUUGCCCUCCGGUAGGCUAUAAGGAACAUAUGAUAGCUCCACCUUGCCCUCCGGUAGGCUAUAAAGGAACAAUAUGAUAGCUCCACCUUGCCCUCCGGUAGGCUAUAAAGGAACAAUAUGAUAGCUCCACCUUGCCCUCCGGUAGGCUAUAAAGGAACAAUAUGAUAGCUCCACCUUGCCCUCCGGUAGGCUAUAAAGGAACAAUAUGAUAGCUCCACCUUGCCCUCCAGUAGGCUGUAAAGGAACAAUAUGAUAGCUCCACCUUGCCCUCCGGUAGGCUAUAAAGGAACAAUAUGAUAGCUCCACCUUGCCCUCCGGUAGGCUAUAAAUGAUUUUUUUUUGCUAUAUUACAUCUAUCAAAUCCUCUCAGAUCAACACCUGUGGGGUUAGUUCUGGACUGGACCUUUCUAUCUAACGGACAGACGAACACAUCUAGUAGAACUAACUAACUGUUAACCAACCGUUAGAUCUGAAUGGACCGUUGAACAGAAGGACAGACAAAGAAAGAAAUGUGUGUGUUUUGUUAAAGAUGUUUUGGACACUGUGGUUGGUUAAGAACAGUGGGGGUGAAGGGGGGUGUUGGGGGUGGGCUGAUGAUCAGUCUCAGUAACUUAUUUCUUUUUACAUAAAACUAUUUUGAUAUAAUAAAAGUAUUCUCUGAACUGCUUUGCCGUGCUUGUGUCAGGUGAGUGGUGCUCAGACUGUCUCUAUGGUGAUCAGAAAGGUGUAGGAUGAUGUUGCCCCUGGACACUGAUCUAAGGCUGGAGUGGAGCUUUACCCCCUAAUGAUUAAGGUUAGGGAUAAAAUCUUCCUAGAUCUGUGCCUAAGGGCAACAUCUACCCAGACAGAUCAGAAAACCCAAUGUUCCUUUUUAGUAACUGGUAGAUUAUGGGUUCUGAAUAAAGUUUGAUGUCUGUUCACAGUUCGCUGCUCCCACAUGUGAUCUUUCAUUCAACACUGGUCUGAAUUGGGAGCAGCAAACAUGGAGCUGACAUUCCCUUUUUUUCUACAGUUGUCCUUCUCUGUUCAGGUUGGAACGUUCUCUUUUCAUCAGAGUGUGUGAUCUGAGCCCUAGGAAGCUAGUUUGUACACGGCAGUGAAGAAUGGCCUUCGUCAAUACUGAUUGGUAGAAAUCCCAGUAUAGCUCAGGGCUUGGUUUUAUAAGUCCUCUACCACUCACUAUUGUCCUGGAUUCACAUCUCCCCAUGUUGAUAUUCAGCUCAUACUCUGGUUUCCAGACUCAAUAGAUUUUUCCUGUGUCUCUGUCUGAGGUAAUAGGUGAUUGUUGCCGCGCUAUUGAGAUACAGUGAGUUAAUUUAUCAUGCUAGCACUCAGCUCUGAGGGUUACUGUAUCCACUGUAGGAUUAUCACGAGGCUGGUAAGAGAGACAGCAAUGGACUGUUAUGGCCACAAGAUGGCACGGUUUAAACACAUAUCACACUGAUAGUGUCUCACGCAUGCGCACGCACACACAAACACACACACACCAACACACACACACACACACACAACCCAGCUUCAGGGCAGUCACAGGUGCGCAUAAUAAAAUCUUGAGGAAAUGACCUGCAGAGUUGGAUUGCCUCCGGGAGUGUUUCGCUUCUCUCUCCAAAUCCCAUCAUCAAUGGGCAGGAUAUUCCGGGGAACAAAUGGGAAUGCUACUCUGGCCAAGAUCUGCAGGAGGAUAGGGAAUCGGGGUGGGGAGAGCUGCACAACACCUCAAAGACACAAAACUUGUAGAGUUUUAGGGCUCGAUUCAAUCCGGUUUCUAGAGAAAACAAUCUUCCUACCCUGUUGUUGUACUGUAGGACUGUGUGUGUGUGUACGUGUGUGGGUGUGACAGAUGAGGAGCAGGGAAGCAAUGGAGCGCAGAGACACAAGACGGUCAGGCGCUCUGAGCGAUCAGAACAGCGCACCCGUGUGCAACCACGCAUCGCAACCAAGGACUGGGGAUGAGUGUGUGUGUGUGUGUGUGCGACUGUGCGUGGGGAGGAGCCGGCGGCAAAAGGAGUGUGAGCUGUUACCGUGACGAUGAGGGAUUCCAGAACCUGUGGGUGGACCCCAAGCCCCCAUCCCCCAUCAGACCUUACCCCUUUACUCUGGUGUAGACCUGAAAUAAUUGGAUAGGUGUAAGCAUGAUGGUAGCUCCACUUUGUCCCCUGAUAGUCCCGAUAUAUAACCGCACCCCUUUCCCCACUCCUCUCUACACACUAAAGGUCUGUCGAUCGUUCCUCCAUCCUAUUGACGGGGCCCAUUUUCUUUCUAAUUAAGCCCCUAAUUGAUCAAGAUAAUAAAGAGUCUAUUAAUCGUGUGUCUAGUAAUAAAAGGCCAGCUGUCAGGCAGAAGGUUGGCAGACAACACAACCCCACACACAAGGUAUAUCACUGAUGCCUGCCACCAUGGUGUGUGUGUGUGUGUGUGCGAGAGUGUGUGUGUGUGUGUGUGUGUGUGUGUGUGUGUGUGUGUGUGUGUGUGUGUGUGUGUGUGUGCGAGAGAGAGAGAGAUUACAUGAUGUGUGUGUAUUCAUGCCAGCCUGCCACUCACUGGCCAUGUUACUGCGUGUGAUUAUGUGUGCACGUGUGUGGGGAUCCUAUUAUUGUCUCAUUGCGCCAUUGCUAAUUUAACAUUAAUCCAACAGGUGGCAGUGUUUGACUGUUUAAUCAUCAUCUUUUCAUGUAGCCUGCCUACGGUAGGUACUACUUACAGAGCGGAACUAUUCAAUUCUGGUCCUGGAGAGCUAAAACACUUCUGGCUUUUGGACCAUGGAAGACUGUGUAAAAUGAACAGAACAUAAAUGAAUCAAGAGGAGAUCAACAUUUUUAAUGUGCAGUGAGAAAGUAAGGGCAACUGAUAAGAAUGAUUGUGUUUCUAUAAAGAUAGACAUUUCCUUCCAAGUGAAUAUCGUGUUUAUAUAUAUAUAUAUAUAUUUAUAUAAAUAUCUAUAUCAUAUAUAGAAUAUGUAUCUAUUUGCUAUGCAUACUCAGAAAUAACACCUUCAAAUAUAAUUAAAAAAGUAUUUCAAAGCACAAACACAGUUUUUCUUUCGUUAAACAUGAUCUGGAUAAACAUGGAUUAAAAACAAAGAAUUCUCAGUAUGGGAAAAUAUUUCAAGAACUCAACCAAAACAUUGAAAAUGCAUUUACUUUUUGAAUCAAAAUUAAUCAUGUCUUAAAGGUCCAAUGCAGCCGUUUUUAUCUCACUAUCAAAUCAUUUCUGGGUAACAAUUAAGUACCUUACUGUGAUUGUUUUAAAUUAAAAUGGUCAAAAAUAGCUUCUUAGAAAAUAUCAAAUUCACAUGCAAGAAUUUUGCUAGGACUGUCUGAAAGUGCUUUGAGUGGUAAGGGGAAAAUUGAAAAUGUGCUGUUAUUGGCAGAGAGGUUUAUUGGUCUAAUUCACCAUGGAAGACCAAAACUCCCUCCAAAACAGGCUGAACAAACAGCUUUUCAAACAGCUCUCACACUAAAAGGGCCUUAUCAUUUUCACAAUUUCACAGUAUUAUUCCAACCUCAUAGUGUAGAAACAUAUAUAUAAAACACAGGAAAAUCACGUUUUUGACUGCACUGGGCCUUUAACAAACCAGGGACCACAUAGCAAAGUAGUGUACAAAACCACCUAACACACACACACACACCUCUCCCUCCCCCUUCAUGUCAGAUGCAAUGUAAAUAAGUAUGACUUUCCAAGCAAACUCUUUUUGUUAUAAAAAUAUACUUAUUUUUAAAAUAAUCUACAGAUUUAUUUUUAAGGUGAGGCAUUUCAGUAUCACGCUAAAACAGCAAGGCUGUUUGUUUUUAUAGAAAAUAUGAAGCUUUAGAGAGAGCUCUGACUGACUGACAGACUGACUGACUGGAGAGGACUAGGACCACUCCCUAACUCCUCCCCUUCCUCUGGUCCACAGGAAGUUCCAUCAACAUCACCAGUAGCUCAUCCUUCUUUUUGCAUAUUCUAUGAUUUUUUAAAGAGUGUUUUUAAAACUAGAUAUACAACCUUAUACAGGUCAACAAAAAGAAGAUGCUGCUCCUUGGAGAAAAACGUUACAAUGUCCAGCCAAUUCCCCAAAAGUGUUUUAAAAAAAAGGAUCUCUUAAACUACAUAAAGUCAAGAUAAAAAACACAACAGCGCAGAUACAUGACAUACUCGCUUUCUUCGUAAGCAUAUCGAAAUAAAAAAGGAAAAUAAAUAAAAACCAGAAAAAAUAGAAAUAUAUAAAUCUGUGUGACAAGUUAAAGCAAAGUAGAGAAGGCAACAAACAUGAUUGAAUAAAAACAACAACAUAAAAACACAAACAGGAAGACACUUAUGCUACAAAUAAAUUGAAAAUAUAUGUACAAGACCCUGUUUUCCUUUAGUGUGUGUGUGUGUGUGUGUGCGAGUGCACAAGUGCCAAAGUGUGUGGGUUCUUUUAUUUUUUAUUCACAGUUCAUGUUGAUCAAACUCUGAUGUCUUUUGAUCAAACUGUUUGUUGUUGUCAGUUAAGAACUUCUCCUCUGCAUACAUAAGGACCACGUUCCAAACCAAACCUGCCCCGACUUUGUCUUGCCUGUUCACAGGGGUCCAUUCCAAACCAAACUCAUCACAAUCUCUCAGAUAUAUUUAAAGUAGUCAAUCAGAACUGGCUCAUAGAAGCGUGACACCAAACCGAUCCAAAGCGAUCCAAGCCAAACCAGACCAGACCAAAUCAAACCAGACCAAACAGUGCCAUGUUUCUCUGCUAGUGUCGUAUGGUUCUAGCCUUCCCCGCCCCGGUCACCAGAUGACGCUGGAGAUGCUGGUCUCCCUGGGCAACAGCGGCAGCAUGGCGUGGUUAGUGUGGUCCUCCUCCACGCUGUGCUCGCGGCUCUUCCCCGCCGGCGGCCUCUGUCCGUUCAGCAUCGUCAGCGGGAUGUUGCAGUAG
Messenger RNA from Coregonus sp. 'balchen', 8439 nucleotides. NCBI's taxonomy places the organism in Eukaryota, Metazoa, Chordata, Actinopteri, Salmoniformes, Salmonidae. The record is from the annotation of a GenBank genome assembly.